UCCCGCCGCCAUGGCCCUCAACAAGUCCAUGCACGCGCGCAACCGCUACAAGGACAAGCCGCCCGACUUCGCCUACCUAGCCUCCAAGUACCCCGACUUCCUGCCGCAUGUGCAGGCCACCCUGACGGGCAGGGUGAGCCUCAACUUCAAGGACCCCGAGGCGGUGCGGGCCCUGACGUGCACCCUGCUGAAGGAGGAUUUUGGGCUGACGAUCGACAUCCCCUUGGAGAGGCUCAUUCCCACCGUCCCCUUGCGCCUCAACUACAUCCACUGGGUGGAAGAUCUCAUCGGUCAUCAGGGGGCAGACAAGCAAGUGCUCAGGCGAGGAAUCGACAUAGGGACAGGGGCAUCUUGCAUAUACCCAUUACUUGGAGCAACUUUGAAUGGCUGGUACUUCCUUGCAACAGAAGUAGAUGAUAUGUGUUUCAACUAUGCCAAGAAGAAUGUGGAACAGAAUAAUUUGUCGGAUCUUAUAAAAGUGGUUAAGGUACCACAGAAGACUCUUCUGAUGGAUGCACUGAAGGAAGAAUCAGAGAUUGUUUAUGACUUUUGUAUGUGCAACCCUCCCUUUUUUGCCAACCAGUUGGAAGCAAAGGGAGUAAAUUCUCGGAAUCCACGUCGCCCUCCUCCCAGCUCUGUAAACACAGGAGGAAUCACAGAAAUCAUGGCUGAGGGGGGAGAACUAGAAUUUGUCAAAAGAAUUAUCCAUGAUAGUCUACAGCUUAAAAAGAGAUUACGGUGGUACAGUUGCAUGCUGGGGAAGAAAUGCAGUUUAGCACCAUUGAAAGAGGAGCUUCGGAUCCAGGGGGUGCCUAAAGUUACCCAUACUGAAUUCUGUCAAGGGCGUACCAUGAGGUGGGCCCUGGCGUGGAGUUUCCAUGAAGAUGUACAAGUGCCUUCACCUCCUUCUAAAAGGCGAAAACUAGAAAAACCCCGAAAACCAAUUACUUUCAUGGUCCUGGCUUCUACAGUCCAAGAGUUGUCCGCCAAAGCCACGGCUAUUGGCUGGGAUGCUGGAGAAGCCAUUACUGUGGUUAGAGCCUGGGUGGAGAAGAUUCUCGAUGAUCUGAAGGUUCAACAUAAGCGUUUUCCUUGUGGAAAACAUGAAGUUAGCCUGUUUCUGACUGCAAUCGAAAACUCCUGGAUUCAUCUGAGGCGAAAGAGACGAGAGAGAAUAAGGCAGUUACGAGAACUUCCACGAGCUUCUGAAGAUGUUCUGCAAGCAAUGGAAGAGGAGAAGAACAACCAGAAAAACACGAGCAGCAACCUGGACUGUGAAAACCCCAAGACUGAGGACUCUGAAAUGGGAUUCGCGGGGCCUGAUGAGGAGGUCCAUUUGACCACAGGUGAAGAGCUAAUGGAAGAAUCCACUGCCAAAGAAGAGCCCAGCGAGCAUGCAGAGCAGGAGGAGGACACAGAGGCAAAUCAGGCAGAAGGGUCACUUACUGAAGGUUCCGGUAAUGUGAAGGAGGAACCUGACCCUUCAGAGGAAGCUAGCAAUCCCACAACUGAAAAAGGACAAAGUCCCAAAGAAACUAGUAGAUGCUUCCUCUUUAAGUGUUUGAUGAAUGUGAAGAAAGAAGGAGAUGAUGUAUUAGUAGAAAUGCACUGGGUUGAAGGGCAGAACAGAGACUUGAUGAACCAACUGUGCACGUACUUACGGAACCAGAUUCUUCGACUGGUUGCUAGUUAGCUUCUUUUCCUAUUACAGUAAAAUAGAGCAGGCCCAAAGUUUUCUAAGGUAUUUUUAAUUGACUAGAACUUUCAACUGGCACAAACUGUUCUUUUUUUUCCUUUUAAAAAGCUAUAGUAAAAUGGAGUUUAAAGCUCUCUCUUAAAUAGCUUUUUUUUUAAAAAAAAAAAAAGCUUCAUGGAGUACAUUGGGCAUGAACUGAUGGGAAGGUAAUAGAUGCUGUGCCCGGUUAUAGAACUACAUGUUACAGUGAAAUACGUUUAUUCUGUGACUGUUUUAAAUAGGAACAGUUCAUUUAGGCCCUUCCGGUACAAUAGAAAUAUAUAUUGUUCCUAAAUAGAAAUCUUUCCCAAAACAUUUUCUUCAGUACUAAAGUGGAAAAUGACUAGUCUGCCUUGUGAAUUCUCUCCUGCAUCUAGGAGUCCUUAAUUUUGGACUUAAAAAUGCCUCGCUUCUCUUUAAUGCAUUUAACUGUUGGCCUACAAAGUGAAAACCUCUUGUGUGUCAAUUCAUUAAAACAUCUACUUUAGA
This is a messenger RNA of Nothoprocta perdicaria, 2224 nucleotides long. RefSeq names its product methyltransferase like 16 (gene METTL16). Gene Ontology annotation, biological process: rRNA base methylation. Gene Ontology annotation, molecular function: 23S rRNA (adenine(1618)-N(6))-methyltransferase activity. Bases 11 to 1693 code for a protein of 560 amino acids. NCBI's taxonomy places the organism in Eukaryota, Metazoa, Chordata, Aves, Tinamiformes, Tinamidae. Gene Ontology annotation, cellular component: nucleus. The record is from RefSeq and is a predicted model, not a curated record. The transcript is spliced from 9 exons.